CUGUCUUUGUAAACGCACCAGCAAACGUCACGCUACGGUUCACUACUGUCGACGGGAAACAUUUCUUAUUUUUCUAUUUAUAUCUAAAAUUCCUAAUUCUUAUUAUCUGACCAAAUGUGAUAUUUAAUUAAGCGCGAGUCUACUGUUAAUUUAAUUGACUUCACAGUGCAAUACGCUCCAUUCAUGCCAGAAUGGAGCAACCAAAUAGCAUAGUUUUGUGCGACAAUCUCAUUAAAUGGUUGCAGACCUUAAAUCUUAAGGCUAAACAUGGAAAUCCGUCAGAACUCUCAGAUGGGGUGGCCAUUGCCGAGGCUCUUACACAAGUCGCCCCGGAAUAUUUCUCCCCAUCAUGGAAUACCAAAAUCAAAACAGAUGUGGGUCACAACUGGAGGCUAAAAGUCAGCAAUCUGAAGAAAAUAUUAGAAGGUGUAUUUGAUUAUCAUCAAGAUAUAUUAAAUUUGAGCCUGCAAGACUUUUCACGGCCUGAUGUAGUCAAUAUUGCUGAACAUGCAGACCCAUCAGACUUAGGGAGACUAUUACAACUUGUUCUUAGUUGUGCCGUGAACUGCGAUAAGAAAGAAGAAUACAUCACGAGAAUAAUGGAGCUGGAACUCUCAUGUCAGCGGUCGAUCAUGCAAGCUAUACAGGAAUUGGAGACGUUGACGCUGGGCGGAAGGGGGGCGCCGCACGCGGACGCGCCGGAGCCCGACACGGACAUGAGGGAGGUGCUCGCCCAGCGGUGCCAUGAACUUGACACGCAGGUAAAAGUCCUCCAAGAAGAGAAGAUGACGCUACUAAGCGAGGUGGCGCGGCUGACCGCGGCGAGGCAGGACGAGAGGGCCGACGACGAUGACGCCGAGCUCGACGAGGCGGGCGCCUCCCUUGGGCCUGCACACGCGGGAACAUUACGAUACAGUAAUAUGCGGGCGCAGUUAGACGCGUUGAAGGACGAAUUGGACAAAGUAGAACUACAGAGAGAUGACCAGCGGGCGAGGGCCGACGCGCUCGAGCGGGAGUUAGCGCUCAUGAAAUUAAGAAACGAAGAGUUACAAAUAGCAGCGUCAGAGAACGUAACGCUCAAAGAUGAGGUGGACGCUUUAAGGGAGACGGCUGCGAAAGCGGCCACACUUGAAGCCACCGUGGCUUCUUAUAAGAAGAGGAUGGAGGAACAUGUCGACUUGAGGAGACAGGUGAAACUACUCGAGCGAGCGAACACAGAGCACGUGCAACGAGCGAUAGAACACGAGCAGGCGGCCACGCGAGCGAACGCGUUACGCGCUAAACUAGACAUUUAUAAAAAACAGGUUAUAGAUUUAAAUGAGAAACUAGACGCUGAAAUGACGAAAGCGGACAAACUGGAAAUAGAAAACAAAAAACUGUCGAGCCGAGCAGAUUUCCUGCAGCGCGAGCGAGACAAACUAGUGUGCGACAGGGACGCACUGAAGGAAACGGUGGAGGACCUCACCCACUAUACUAUAACUGCAGGGGCCAGCGAAGACAACGUGUCGCAGGAGCUGAUCCCGACAGAGAUGAAGGAUAAGCUGAUACGGCUCGAACAUGAGAACAAACUGUUACGGCAGAACCAGGGUGCGCAGGCCGACCAGGGUUCUGUACAGGCUUUGCUAGAAGACUACGCAGCGCGGUUAGAGAAGCAACGCGCGCUACACAGAGAGCAGAACCAGCGCAUCAUGCAGCUGGAGGCCGCGCUCGAGGCCGCGCCGGCGAGGGACCCGCGCCUCGCUACCGCCAUGGAGGACAGCCAGCGGAAAUCAUUACAAGUAGAAGAGUUGCAAGCCGCUCUAGCAGAAGAGCGCCGGCGCGCCGGGAAGCUGCAGGAGGCGCUCGCGGCGCGGGACGCCGAGCUCGUCGCCACCGAGGACAAGUACAAGCGGUGCGUCGAGAAGGCCAAGGAGGUCAUCAAGUCGCUGGACCCCAGGGCUGCGGCGUUGCCGUCGCUGUCGGAUAUGACGUUGGGCUACGCGCGCGGCGCAGGCGCCGGUGCGGCCAGAGGCGAUGCUACGCCCAACAAUAACCGACACGAAUGGAGCGGCAGCGGCAGCGGCGGCGGCGGCUCGGAGCCGCGCGGCAGCACGGAGCAGCGGCUGCUGGCGUCGGCCUGGUACCAGCUGGGCGCGCGCUGCCACCGCGACGCCGUCGAGACGCGCUUCGCGCUGCUGUCCGCCGGACACUCCUUCCUCGCGCGCCAGCGCCGCCAGCCCCCGCACCCCCACCCCCGAGCGCGAGCGGGACCCCCCGCGCAGCCCUGACACCCUACGGUGCACUAUGACAAGCUCUGCGCCAGGAUACGGCAGACGUAAGCGCGUCGUAUGUGAGAGGGUAUGUGCCGUUACUUUUACGCGGUAGACUGCUGUCGGCCAGUCCCUCACCCCCGCGCGGCCCAGACACCUCUGGGUGCAUCAUGAUAAAGUGCAGGGUACCUAUGCGUCGUUUGUUCUGUACUCCGAAUAUAGUGCGGUAUCCCUCGGUCGAUGUUAUUUGUAUAACGUUGUUAACCUGCUAAAUGAUAAAGCUUUUUAACAAAAACUGCGUCGAUUAAACUCUGUUUUUAUAUCCCGGAUGCCAUAAUGACGAUUCGUACAGUCAACUGUAAAAAUAUGGGUGUAGCUAACUUAUUCAAAAAUAUGUCCCAUAGUUCUUAAUUCGCUGACAUAAGAGCUAUGGGACAUAAUUUUGAGAUGAUUUGUGCACCCAUAUUUUUACAGUUGACUGUACACGUGAUUGGUACAAGUCAUUUUGUACCAAAAUUACAAAUCGGUUUGGCACAUUGGGGCAACCAAAUUGUCAAUUUAUGGAUAUAAAAACAAGCUUUAAAGUUCGUUUUUUUAGCAUUAGAAAUAAGGUGAACAAUCUUUAUGUGUCGUUUUAUUGAAAAACACAUUUUAAAAAUAAGUUAUGGCUAAUAUGUAACAACUAUGAAUCUAAUACGAUCAUUUAUAUUCUUCUGCUUUCAUAAGUAAUAGUUACUGAUUUUUAAAAAGCGUAUUUCAAUUAGAAAACAUGUCAAGAUUGCUUACCUUCUAUGAAGUUCUUUCUAAUGCUAAAAAAAAACAAACUAUAGGUGCCGUAAAUAAAACUUACUUCGUAUGUAUUUAAAGUUUAAACAGUCUUACUAUAAUUACAAACACAAUAUUUAAUUUCACUAAAUAACGGUAAGUACCACUUCGAAAAGUCAACUGUGGGUGCAUUUAUGAUUAGAUAAAAUUUGACACUAACGGACGGCGCUGGCCUGCCGGUGCCUUAGUAAAAUGUGACAAAAGAGUAGCUCUAGACGGGCUCAAAUACAUUUUAAAUAAAAUUAUUAUUGUAAAUUAUCUGAUUAUCUUCUUAACCUCGUAAUUUACUCGAUUUCACGAAAAUCUUACAGUUAAGUUUAUCACAUCAGAACGUAACUUGAUAUACCAGAAUAUCUUUAUUUUUGUGAAGUGGUCUUAAACUGGAUAGUAUUUCAAACUGAAUGCGUAAAAGAACACAAAUACGAGAUUCAGAAGAGAUCAAUCCAAAAGUAGUUGAGGUAAAUAUACCGAUCUAUUUUUUUAUUAGUGUAAACUCGUUUAAGGUGUAGACGUGCAGAUGUACAUAACAAUUUUCCGUCGAUUUUCACGGAAACGUAUGAACGUGUCAUGUUCUUUCAGUCAAUCACAGUACAAAAGGUACCGAGGCUGACUGCAGUAGCAUGACGAAAUGUGAAUGUUUGCGAGGAAAUACGAUGGAAAACGAUUAGGUAUACCCACAUAUGUACAAUGAUACAUACAUGCUAGCACAUGUAUCGCGUAGCUAGAUGCGCAAUUAAUUGAGCAAAAAUUUUGCCUCGCUGUAAAUCUAAAUGGGUGAAUUUCAGUGUGAAAUUAAUCGCUUUUUGAAAUCAUUAAUGGAGCAUUCCACGGGCUGUCCCGUACAAACGCGUUUUAUUUCCUGUGUUGCGACUUUUUUCUCGGCAUUUAAAGCAGGCGAUUAUUUUUCUGUGCAUAUUUAUGACCAUUUGUCAUAGAAAAGGAAACUCUUACACCUUUAAAUCUUCAGAAACUUCGCGUUUGUACGGGACAACGGUAGACAAUUUCAUGGAAUGCUCCAAUACACAGUCUUUAUCAGUCAAUUUAUAUUCACUCCGUGCGUGACUGUCGCGCCGCCUUAGUUGUUGUGGGACAUAUAGCUUAUUUGACAGUUGUUAGUCCCAUGAAAAUUCAUAUUUUCACUAAGUUGUGGAUUAGCGUUGCUAUGUAUUUCUCCACCAUCAACUUAGCACGUAGCUUCUUCUUCUUCUUCUCCCUGCCCUUAUCCCACAUUAUGUGGUGUCGGCACAACAUAUUUUCUCUUCCAUUCUCCUCUGUCUUUAGUCACCUCAGCAUUCGCUCCUUUCUUUCUCAUAUCCUCUUUCACACAAUUCAUCCAUCGUUUUUGGGUCUACCAUCCGCUCUCCGUUCAUUAACAUUCAUCCCUAAUAUUCUUUUCCCUAGCUAAUAGAAGCAGCCGUAAACAUAUUAUUCGUACAUUGAUAGAUGCAAAAAUGCUAUCUAAUCCCUAAACAAUAAUCUUGUUUCGAUAUGAUUAAACAUGGAUACUAAAUUACGUUUCUCUGUUCUAACGUUGUAGGUAGGUAAAUUAAGUUUAAAAAAGCCAAUUAGCCAAUUGAUAGUGCAUCAAAACUCUUAGGCAUUUUCGUUAUUCCAAAUUAAGACUACGUUUUGUAGCGACGCAAUUUUAACUUUAUAUGUUAUGUUUAACAAGCAUUUAUAAAAUUGAUUAUGAUUACCAGAGGAGAUAGUAGUAGUAGUAGCAUUUGUACUGCUUUAUUUAGAUAAGUAGUUUUAUUUUUCAACUUCAUGAAUAAUCUGCAAUAGUUACGCACACAUAGUCCUGGCAGUAGAAGCAUAGAUUGCUAUGGCUGGUUAUAUUAACAUCACCGAUAAAAUACAGACUGCCGGCCGUAUUUUAAAUAACAACAAGCUUUUAUUCCUAACCACUAUGAUAUUAUAACGCAAAGAAAGCCUAUAACUAGACUUUGACUGCGUUAUAAUAUAAAUUAAAACAUUUUUCAUCUAGUUGUGUGUUUUAAUAAUUUUCCGCUCACAGAAAACAGCUUCACUUCACAAUUGUUUUUGUUAAAAGUAUUAUUUAGGUUUAUUUAAUGCUCAACCAUUGUUAAAGUUAAGCAAUGUAUUAAUACAGGAUUCUUCGCACUUUUCUUACAAGGUUCCUUAUUGAUUUUUGAACAAAUUUAAUCUAAGAUUUAUUUUAAUGAAGUAAUACGAAGCCUAUAACUUGACAUAAAACAUGUAUUUUCUUAUUACAAUAUUAAGUAACCAGUGAUCCAUUUAUAAAAAAAAUAUGCUAAGAUUACACGAGUUGUGUAGUUUUGUGACAUUGAUAACAGCAUUGAGUGGUGUUUUUUUAAGACACUUAAUAGGUCAUACAGAGAAGUUGAUUUUAAAAACUUUAGGUAAACAACUUAGCUCGUGUAAAAUAUAUGUUGUCUGUUAGUUAAUAAAAUAAGACUAUUUUUAAUAACAUCACACCUAAAGCCAAUUAUUAUUAUCCACCUUUAUAACAUAGAUAUUUAUGUGAUAAUUUCAAUGUUAUUAUAAGAAAAUGUCAAAUUGACGUAACAUCGCAGUAGGUAAAAUAUUGACAAAGUGUACCUUUAGUGUAGAUUCUUUUUUAGUUUAUUUAUUAUGCAAUAUUCAAUAUUUAAGGUGCAGUUAACAAAUUGUUUAUUUGUAUAACUUUACGUUGUAUAAGUGAAAUGUGAUUAAUUGUUGGAAAGACAAUAUACAUUAUAUUAUUCAGUUUUGAGAUGAUAAUAUAUAACUUUUUCCUA
Molecule: messenger RNA, 5836 nt
Organism: Cydia fagiglandana
Lineage: Eukaryota; Metazoa; Arthropoda; Insecta; Lepidoptera; Tortricidae
Gene: hook
Product: protein hook-like
Exons: 15
Coding region: 192-2267 (691 amino acids)
Biological process (GO): cytoskeleton-dependent intracellular transport; cytoplasmic microtubule organization
Cellular component (GO): cytoplasm; centrosome
Molecular function (GO): microtubule binding; dynein light intermediate chain binding
Source: RefSeq, a predicted model, not a curated record